Molecule: messenger RNA, 1041 nt
Organism: Xenia sp. Carnegie-2017
Lineage: Eukaryota; Metazoa; Cnidaria; Anthozoa; Malacalcyonacea; Xeniidae
Product: spectrin beta chain, erythrocytic-like
Exons: 10
Coding region: 274-879 (201 amino acids)
Biological process (GO): actin cytoskeleton organization
Cellular component (GO): cell junction; cell projection; plasma membrane
Molecular function (GO): actin filament binding
Source: RefSeq, a predicted model, not a curated record
UGGGUUGCUAGUGCUGUCAUACGCAAGCGGUUGCUCUAAGAAAAUUCUUCAAGGCAAGAAUCGCUUGUAUAUAGUUGUCGAGUAGUUACGGAGAGGUACAUAGUUAUAUGAAUUUAUAGAGGAAUGAGUUUCAGUCAAAAGAGUAUAUAAGUUCCAUAAUAACCUCAUUUGGCAGCACUUGCGGAGCUUCACUUUCUUGAAGUCGCCAUACUUCAUGUUAUCUUAAAACGAAAACACGGCAUACUUUUUAAGGAAAGCUUAACAAUUUUGUUGAUGGCUGGAUUUCUAUUACAUCUCUCACCUUUCGUUGAGUACUUUGCGAGUACAGAUUUAUGGAUGAAGCAGGAGAAAAAGAUGCAUAUUUACACUAAAUGGAUCAACUCAAAGCUUGAAAAAACGUAUCCUCCUAUAGAGAAUUUAUAUGAAGACUUAAAAGAUGGUCGUGUUAUAUUUUCGCUACUCAACGUCUUGUUGAAUAAAAAAAAUAAGACAGAGAAACCAGAUAAAAAUUCUUCCAACUACGAAAAUGUUCAAGACGUCCUUACAGUUUUAAAGAAAAGAGGGUUAGAAAUUGACAUAAUAGAAAGUGAAGAAAAUACCAAAUGGAAUGAAAGGGAAAUUCUUGCUCUGAUUUGGCAGAUAAUACUGCAUUUUCAGAUUGAAACAGUUUUACCAGAUGAGUUACUAACAACUUUGGAAGAUAAAGAUUCGUCAUUGCGGACGAAACAUCUUUUAGAUGAAGUUGAAGAGCGGUUGUUGAAAUGGAUACAGGAUGUUCUUCAAGGAAUGUUUGUGGUAAAUGAUCUUGAAAGCAGCUGGGAAGAUGGUUUUGCAUUUUGUUUCUUCUAUCUGCUUUUCGUCCAUCUGCUGUUGAAAUGAGCAAAGCACUAAAAAUGUCUUCUCGUGAGAGACUGAAGUACUCAUUUGAUGUUGCAGAGCAAGAAUUUGGUGUUCCUAGCUUGCUGGAUCCUUCGGGUAUAAGAAGUUAAAUGAUUAUUUCAUUUGUUUGAUAUAUUGAUGAAAAACGCAGAUAAAUUUUAU